GUCAACAAGAUCGCAAAAGAAAAUUUGAUGUUCAUGAUCAAUUAAAAAUUUGAUUCAUUUCACAAGACGAAAAAAUAUGAUUCUUCGUGGUAUUUUAGAACCGUGGUGAUUACGACGGCGGAGGUACCAUUGAACUAUUUAAUAAUUAUUUUAUUAUAUAGUUCAAUGGGAGGGACAAUGUGAUAAUACGCAACUAUACAAGAUGUACCCUCAUCGUCACCACCCUUGGAUAGUGAACAUGAAUGUAGCGGAAGGAGUGUCGGAAGGGCCAAGCUGCGUGUGUCGAAGUGGUGCCGUGUUGGUGACCGGUCGAUAUGAAGAUUAGGGCUAUGCCGACAACAUUUGUUAUCAUUGACUUGAGUAUAUUGUUAUAAUGAGAGAUUUUCUUUUCGUUAUCGGUAACUUAUCGCUAAAGUAGCUGUUAAAUCUUAAUAAUUCUUUUAAGCCUUUUGGUUUUGGCGUUUUACGGUUUGCACGUUUUUGUAGCGAACUUUUUCCGCUUAACUUUUAUAUUUAUUGUUCAACUGUUCAAGUAAUAUUUCUACAUUUUCGUCAACGGAUCUUUUCUGUGACUGUUAGGAGAAUCCUCGACUUUAAGAGGAUGUUACACCUGCAUGUAUUGUCUCCGUCUUUGAACAUACAACAUAGGUACCAAAUUUGCAUUCAGGAGAAUUAAAUUAGUGUUGUGUUGAAAAAUUUCCGCUUAGCACAUGACAGGCAAGGUCUCGUUUUUCGUGUCCGCAACUAAUAUAAAAUUUAAAGAUGAAACAAUUGUAAAAAGAAAUAUCAGUAACAAACUCAAAAAAACUACAAGCAAUAACAAAUUCUAUCAAUCAUAUGAAAUAAAUGCAAAAAGGUAAAAAUAAAAUGAAUGAUUUUCCAAUUCAAAGUUGUUCUACUGAAGCUGGUGGACAAUAUGAUAAACUAAUUUCAGAAAGUUCUCCAAAAAAGUAUAAUGUAGUAAAUAAAUCUGAUGAUGAUGCACCAUUAAUAAAGAAAACAUUUGAACUCUCUGAAAGUAUUACUUACAAUGUUAAACGAAGCAAAAGACCUAGAGGAUUAACCAAUUUAGGAAAUACAUGCUUUUACAAUUCAGUUUUGCAAUGUCUAGCACAAACUCCAUUUAUAAGAAAGUUGUUAUUUGACAUAAGUGAAUAUGGUAAACCAAUGACCAUACAAUUAGAUAAUGAAGAUAUUACUGUGCAUCAAGAAAAAUGGAGUUCAUUAACUGAAAACCUGUACACCACUCUACAAGAAAUAACGAACGAACAAGAUUCAACAUUUACACCAAGUGCACUUCUCGAAUCAUUAAGAAAAAAAUGCAAAAUGUUUAUUGGCUACAGUCAACAUGAUUCUCACGAAGUUUUACGCCAUCUUUUAGACUCUGUUCGUGAUGAUGACUUGGAGCGUUAUAAAAGGACAAUUAAACAUCAUUAUAGUUUAUCAAUGAAAGUUGAACCGAGUGAAGUGGAUGAAAACAAAACUGCAAUAAUUAAAGAACUUGGCAAAAAAUUGCUAGAUAAUAUUGUCUUACGUCCUGAUCAUGUAUUCAAAGGAGAACUUUUGAGUAUCAUUCAAUGUCAAAUUUGUGGUUAUAAAUCAGAGGUAACAGAAAGUUUCCUGGAUUUAAGUUUACCAAUUACAGUUGAUAAGACCCAUCCAUUAUCGUUCCCAACUAAAGAAGAUAAUGAUGUUUUUAGUCAAUCUAAGCAUCAAACAAAAAAAGAAUGUAAAUUAGCAUUAAAACAAGGAAAGCAAAAGAAACAUGAGCACAAACAAUUUAAUGAUAAAAUGCAAGAUACAUUAGCUGUGAAUAAUGAUGCGAACAUAGAAGACAAUAUCAAAAUUGAAACAAAUGAAGUAGAAAUGUCUGUUUGGAAGAAUGAAAACAAAGAAAAUUCAGAAUCUGGAUAUGGUUCAGAAAAGCAACCAUCUUAUAAUACAAGUCCUUCUCUAAGUAUAACAGAAUUUGCAACAUUUAUGAAUAACAUUCCACUAGCUGAUCUUGACAGACAAAUGGAUGCUGAUCAAAUUUUUUAUUCGGAAAUACCCAUGGAUUUAUAUUCUGUACUACCUGCUAGUCUUUCUAAUAGCCCUAGUUCAUCUCAAGGGUCGUUACUUGAUUCGGUGCGUGGCAAUGUCAGUCCAGACUACAUGGAUGCGGGGACAGAGAGUGCAAAUGAAAAUCUGUUUAACAGUCCUACACAAAAUGUUAGUAAUAACAGCAGUUAUGGACUAUUUGAAGAUACAAAAAGUGAUGAAGAUGUAGAGAAUGAAGAAGAAGUUGAAUUUUCUCAACAAUGUCUAAAAGCAACAUUGCAAUCUCAACCAAAAUGUAAAGAUAACAAGUGCUCAGUGUUGACUUGUCUUAAUCAAUUUACUGCCUCUGAAAUAAUGAGCGAUGAUAAUAAAAUUUCAUGUAAAAGGUGCACUGAACAACCCAAAAAAAAAGCAAACGUAGAGAAAACAAUUUAUUUCCAAAGUACCAUACAAAUGUUAAUUAGUUCUCCUCCAGCUAUUUUAAUUUUGCAUCUAAAACGGUUUCAAAUGUGUGAUUCAAUUACACGUAAAAUUACAACAAAUGUAUCAUUUCAAUGGAUUUUGGAUAUUGCUCCUUACUGCUCUGUUAAAUGUCAAGACAAGUUAAGCCCGGGUCAAAACCGAAUAUUGUACUCUCUUUAUGGUGUAGUGGAACAUAAUGGAUUUUUGCAUAGUGGUCAUUAUCUUUCAUACGUAAAAGUCAGAGAUUCAGUUAAAGAUGAUAGCUACCGAUAUUCAUUUUUAGAAGGCAGUAAAACCAAACCACCUAAAGUUAUUGAUGGCAAUGAUGAUCCUUCACAUUUAGCUCCGAGUGGUACCUGGUAUUGUGUCAGUGAUAGUAUGGUUAGACAAGUAACACCAACAGUUGUUCAAAGUUGUCAAGCCUACUUAUUGUUUUAUGAACGAAUUUUAUAAUACUAUAUUUAUGUCUAUUGUAUAAUAUAUUAUUAUUGUAUUAUUCAAAAUGAAACAUUUAAGCAAUCAAAGUGGAAUGAUUAUUUUUCAACAAUAUAUUUAUGUAUAUUGAUAGAUAAAUUGUAUUUAUUAUAUAAAUAAUUGAAACUUAUUGUUGUAAAUAAUUAUUUUAUAAUGACAUUUUAAAACAUUUAGGUAAUUUAAUUUUUCAAAUAUAUUUAAUAAUUAAACACUGGAUUUCUUUCAUUCUUUUUGAUUUUCAUUCAGUGUCAGUGUGAUUUAAUAUGCUUAAGUAUCAUAUAUGUAAAAUUGAUAAACAAA
Messenger RNA from Metopolophium dirhodum (rose-grain aphid), 3276 nucleotides. Its product is annotated as ubiquitin carboxyl-terminal hydrolase 16-like. Gene Ontology annotation, biological process: protein deubiquitination. Gene Ontology annotation, molecular function: cysteine-type deubiquitinase activity. Lineage: Eukaryota; Metazoa; Arthropoda; Insecta; Hemiptera; Aphididae. The transcript is spliced from 14 exons. The record is from RefSeq and is a predicted model, not a curated record. Bases 847 to 2955 code for a protein of 702 amino acids.